GAACUUGAACUCGGAGAGGAAGCAAGCAGCCCACUUCCUAUCGUCAUGGUAACAGCAUGUGAAUGUGUUGAGGCAGAGCGGUGAGCUAGAGAGAGACAGCGAUAGAGUGGGAACAGCAUCACACAGCACAGCUCGGUCUCCAGAGCGAAUGAAAGGAACAGCUUGAAGGAGCUAAUGGAAUAUCUCUGCAACAGAUUCAUGGGAAAGUGCUGAACUAAAAUCAGAGAUGGAAAACACAACCUUGGUUUGUUCUGCCCAAGGCUGGUGCGGCCCGAACGUUUCCACCUUUUCAUCCGAGUGGGAUGAUAACGUCAACUCCUUUCUGAUGGCACCUGACGUGAUCAAACCCCCUCCACAGUUCCAGGAUCCAGAGGAGCCGAGCCAGGCAUCACCCACUAACUCCGCUGCCGUGAUAAGACGAAAUAAAGAUUGCUUGAGCUCCAUGAAGAAAGAGCGUAGGAGUCGACCAGCCAGUAACAUAGAGCUCCACAGACGCUCCUUGUCACUUUCCACCACUGUCAACUCCAACCCAGGUGUGGCCCGGCGCCGGUGCGAAAGCUAUGCACUUUCAUAUCCCAGCAGCAGCUCAGAGGACAGCGGCAGCGACAGCACAUCUGCCAGGAGGGGAGAUCGACUUCCAGAUGCAGUGCCGCGAUCUAGGUCCCGGAGCAUUAUCCUCAAGAAGGCCAAAAGGAAACCGGCUCCACCUGUGCGAACAGUAUCAUUGCAAAGGCUCGCGGCGGAGCAGUAUUCAGAACACAAAUUACAGGGGCUUCUGAAUAAAGACGCCCAAAGCAUCAUGAUACUGCCAGAUCUCAUUCCAACCUCAAAGCAAGAAGUUGCUAAGUCCAAGAAACCAACUCCCACAGCUGAAGCACCUGGCAAGGCACUGAAGACAUCUGUCUCUUCUCACCGAGCACUAAAUGAGCUUCGAUCCAGCGAACCAUGCAAGUCGGGCUUGGGCCCCUCUGUGGCAACUCCGAUAAACGAAGGUAAUUCUGAAAUAAACACAUCCCCGUCUUCUUCCCACUCCUCGCCCUCCCAGCCUUCCAUCUCUUCUCCUUCCAAACGCUUCGGGUCGAACUCUCCGUCGAGUGGCUAUGCAAGCCAAUGCGAAACACCCACUCAAUCAGUCCUGUCCUCAGUUACCGCAGGAUCUUUUCAACUGGGCUGCAGAAUGCGCCAUAAGCCUUCCAGUGUUAUUCCUGGCCAAAGGGCAAAAAACCGCAAUGCAAGGCUAUCUCUUCAGCUUCCUGAACUUAAGCAGCACACUCCUGAUCCAGAACCGGUUCAGCCGAAAGCAAACCGCCGCUACUCGGACAGCAUCGAAGCCACCAGACCCAAGCAAAGGAUGAGUAACAGUUUGUUAGUCAUGCCCGUGGUUACUCAGGAGGACCUGAACAACGUGCGUUUGCGCGCGGUCAGCAGCUCCGAUCUUGAGAAUGCACAGGAAAUUACAACUGAUGUUAUUGAGGAGGAGAUUGAAAGGGGUGGAAGCUCUUUCAGCCCUACAAACAAUCAAAAAGCCAAACCUCCAGUGGCUCCCAAGCCCCAGAGAAAUAAAUGGCCACCCAAUGCCAUGGUACAGCCACGUUUUGGAACGGCUUCUGAUCCAGAACCGCCAACAGUCACAGCCAGUGAGAGACCAGAAGACAUUUACGCAAUGAUCAACAAAUCAAAACCCACAGUGACUGUACCAUCACAAGGUACUGAGCGAACACAUCAUCAGAAGCAGCAGAAGGACUGCUACUUUUUGGAAGGACAUUCUCCACAGCCGAUGAGAGAGUCCCGUCAGCCACAACCCCCAUGCACUUUUGAACCACAGAAUCCAAAUGUGCUCCCCUUUGACACGACCACCUGUUCUAACCAAUAUGAACUUCAUAAAAAGAGAAGAGCCCCGCCGCCUCUGACAAAGACACCAGCUGUGGACAAUUCACUUUAUUAUAACUCGGCUGCUCAGAAAAGCUCAGACGAUGCCCAGUCUCCAGAUAAACUCUGCAAGUCUCCGAAGUCUCCAAUCUCUGCAAGUCAAUAUCAUGUUACCCUUUAUGGUGUCAUUCCAUCUUACCCUAUGGUCAUUGAGCAACAGCACUCAAAUGCACCAGAUCAUUCAACUUAUGAUGUAGAGAAGAGGGACCGAACGCCCGACCUUGGACCUCUACAACUGGUAGGAGAGGAAGACGAUGUGUUUCUUUACAAGUCCAAAUCUCAAACGACAGAGGACCUAUUCACCAUAAUUCACAGGUCUAAAAGAAAGCUCCUGGGUCGUAAAGACUCCUUCGAAAAUAAGCAGGGUGAUGGUGACCCUGGCACUCAGACACUCGGCAGUGGAGCUUCCAAAAUCAGUUCUCAAAAUGACAACUUCAUGGCUUUUCUGAGAAGGACAAGAAGUGCCAAGGCUAGUUGCAGUGAACGAAUCUCAGCCACAGAGCUCCUCAGAAGCUCCAAGCCCACGGCUACCAUCACGGCAAACAUGACGCACUACAAAAAUAGCUAUGAACAGUCACACGGUCCAUAAAGCAUCUUUUUGUUCACAGUCAUGUUUUAUAUCUAAACUACUUUGUGACAAAUGCCAUGUUAAAGUCUCUGAAAUAAUAUCGAAGUAUCAAGAAAUUGGCUUGUAAAUAUUCGCUUUUUUGUUUUGAAUAAGAUCUAAAGUAGAGCUUUAAGAAGUUAAAACGUAUAUCUUCCUGAAGCACGUAUGUUGUUUUGAAUGAUAACAGAAUGAUUCACUUUUGUAAAUUCAAAUAUAGCUUUAUGUGUUAAUGUAAAUAUAAAUGUUUUAAGAGUUGAGAUGCUAUCCA
This is a messenger RNA of Cyprinus carpio (common carp), 2804 nucleotides long. Its product is annotated as NHS-like protein 2. Gene Ontology annotation, biological process: cell differentiation. Lineage: Eukaryota; Metazoa; Chordata; Actinopteri; Cypriniformes; Cyprinidae. The record is from RefSeq and is a predicted model, not a curated record.